AUGGGUGAUCAUAAUAUGACCCCAUUGGCCAUAAUCGGAUUUUCAGCCCGUUACGCGCAGGAAGCGAGCUCUCCAGAAAAGUUUUGGGAAUUUUUGCUAAGAGGGCGUCAAUCAACCACUCCAGCCCCAAAAGAUCGAUUCAAUGCAGACGCAUAUUAUCACCCAGAUCAUGAUCAUGGCGGAACGUUUCAUGUCAAGGGUGGCCACUUCCUGUCGGAGGACCCAUUGGGAUUUGAUGCAGGAUUCUUCCGGAUCAGCCAGACCGAAGUCCUGACUUUGGAUCCUCAACAACGACUUGUGAUGGAAAAUGUAUAUCACGCUCUUGAGAACGCUGGAAUUCCCAUGGAAAAGGCGAUAUCCUCCAAGACUGCUGUUUUUGCUGCUGGCUUUAACCAUGACCACAGGAAUCUUCUAAAUACGGAUGUUGAAACGUCCUUAAAACACAAGUCGACUGGCUCAGAGCAGUCCAUCAUUUCAAACCGGGUCAGCUGGUUUUAUGAUUUUCACGGACCCAGCGUUACGGUUGAUACUGCAUGCUCCAGUGGGCUUGUUUCCCUUCACUUAGCUGCACAGAGUUUAAAGUCUGGCGACAGUGAAAUGGCUGUUGUGACCGGCGGAAGUGUCAUUAGCCACGUUGGAGAUAUUAUCGCAUUUAGCCAUUCUGGUGUUCUUGGCCCAUCAGGCAAAUGUUUCACAUUCGAUCACAGAGCCGAAGGGUAUGCUCGUGGAGAAGGCGUGGGAACUAUCAUAGUCAAGAGGCUAUCAGAUGCACUUAAAGACGGAAACACUAUACGAGCGGUCAUUCGCGGAACCCUCGUGAACCAGGACGGCCGAACACCAGGCAUUGCCCUUCCAAGCGCUCAGGCACAAGAAACACUAAUUCGCCAACUCUAUAGCAAUGCGAAAUUGGACCCCAGGGACACAAUGUUUGUUGAAGCACACGGAACUGGCACACCCGUGGGAGACCCCAUUGAGACAAGAGCCAUUACUAGUGCGUUUGGAUCGGAACACCGCAAAGAACCUCUAUAUGUUGGCGCGUUGAAGGCGAGUAUUGGACAUCUUGAAGGCGGUGCGGGAAUUGCGGGUGUCAUUAAAUCAGUUAUGAUUUUGGAAGCCGGCAUCAUCACUCCAAAUACCAACUUUGAGAAAGUCAAUCCAAAGAUCCCAAAGGAUGAGUGGAAUCUCGAGUUUCCUACAGAAUGCAUACCUUGGCCCAAACAAGGUGCCCGUCGCAUCUCUGUGAACUCUUUUGGCUUUGGUGGAACUAAUGCACACUGCAUUUUGGAUGACGCAUACCACUUCUUGCACGAACAAGGCCUGAACGGGGUCCAUAGGACUCGUACACGGGUGCCAACUAAGGCAGAAAUCAAUCAGCUUGUCACCUCACUGAAUAAUAUUUAUCAGGAACCAGGGGUCCCUGCCAACGGAAAUGUGAAGCUAACUCAUAGAGAGGCCAUUGCUGUCACGGAGAACAAUGUGAAUGGAACAAAUGGUGAAAUCUCGAAUGGAUUCAAUGGCGAGUCUGCGAAUGUCGCCGAUUGUGCAGCCACGAACGGAACCAAUGGGGAGUCUGCGACUGAUGCCAGUAAUGGGGCCAUGGAUGGGCCCGUUGAAAAGUCUACGAAUGGGGUCAAUGGAAAGUCUGAAACUGAUGCCAUUACUGAGACCAUGGAUGCUGCCGUUAAAAAAGCUACGAAUGGGGCCAAUGGAAUCGAGACUGAUGCUAGCGGUGAGGCCAUGGAUGGGGCAGUUGAAAAGAAUGGAGCUGCUGAUGUCACGAACGCGAAGGCUGUGAAUGGCUCCCCUGCCGUGCCCGAAACCUUGUCAAGCCGCGAGACGAAAACUUCCCAACUAUUUGUCUUGUCCGCAUUUGAUAGGGAUGGUGUACAGAGAGUUGCGUCGGAUUUGAGAAAUCACCUUGCAACUAAGAUCUCCUUGCAAUCGGAGGAUGCAGAGUUUCUCAGUGAUCUUGCAUAUACAUUGUCCCAAAAGAGAUCAGAUUUCCGAUGGAAAAGUUAUGUCGUUGCAGACUCGAUUACGGAGCUAGAAGAAAGUUUAUCUACUGUUAAGGCUCCAUCCAAACCCUCAAAUACUGAUCGUCCGCCUAGAAUUGGGUUCGUUUUCACUGGCCAGGGCGCCCAGUAUCAUGGAAUGGGAAAGCAGUUCAUGAUAUACCCAGUUUUUCGAAAGAGUCUGGAGGAUGCGACCCAGUAUAUGAACACUCUCGGGAGCCCAUUCUCUCUAAUAGAUGAAAUUAUUCGAGACAACGACAGUUCAAAAAUUCAUACUCCUGCCAUUGCCCACCCUGCGUCGACCUCUAUCCAAGUUGCUCUUGUAGACCUUCUAGCUUCUUGGAACAUUUAUCCAGCUCGUGUUGUUGGCCAUUCCUCGGGUGAAAUCGCUGCGGCUUAUUGCGCUGGUAAAAUAUCUAGGGAGUCUGCGUGGGGAGCUGCCUACUACCGCGGCUUUGUCUCUGCAAAGCAACAAGGUGUUAAAGGUGCUAUGAUUGCCGUUGGUUUAAGUCAGGAAAAGUUACAGGUGAAUAUGGACAAAGUACAUGCGACUCACAAAGGGGAGUUAGUCGUUGCGUGUUACAAUAGCCCGAGAAACAAUACCGUCUCUGGCGACGAAGUGAUGAUCGACGCGCUGAAAGAGUUGCUUGAUGCGGAAGACAUUUUCGCACGCAAGCUCAAAGUCCAGAAUGCCUACCACUCAUCCCAUAUGCAGCAACUUGCUGAAGAAUAUCUGGAACUGAUGGGUUUCCCCCCUCCCGGACAAUUCCUCGAUUGCAAUCGCAGCAUCCAGAUGUUCUCCACAAUUUCAGGGAAGAGGAUCGAAGAAGUUGAGCUUGCAACCUCUUAUUGGGCUGAUAAUAUGGUUUCGCCAGUCCGUUUCACUGAUGGUUUACUUGCUAUGCUCUUCCACCCAAAUGAUAGCGAUAUCGAACCCCGUCAAUUCGACCAACCUUGGAUAGAUGAAAUAAUUGAAGUAGGUCCACACUCUGCAUUGCAAAGUGCGAUCAAGCAGACCAUCGCUGCCACUCCCUCCCCACCUCCAGUUUCGUACACAUCUCUCCUUAAUCGUCAAGACCCUAGUAUCCGUACCAUGAUGGGUGCUAUCGGAAGCCUAAUUGGCAAAGCAGCCCCAGUCAAUAUUUAUGAAGUCAAUCAUGGUUUCAUGGGACAAAAGGAAAAUGAGCGGAGCCCACAGUUGCUUGUCAGCCUUCCUCCAUACUCCUUCAACCAUGACGAAAAAGGUUACUACGAAAGUAGACUGAGCAAAAAGAUACGUUUCCGAGAAUUCCCACGGCAUCAACUUUUUGGUGCGCCCGUCCAGGACUGGAACAGACAGAAUCGCAAAUGGCGCCAUUUCCUCAGAACUUAUGAAAAUCCUUGGCUAAAAGAGCACAUGGUCACUGGACGUUGCGUUCUUCCUGCAGCUGCAUAUUUGACAAUGGUGACUGAGGCGGUAAGGCAAGUCACAGGUGAUGCAGUCAAACUAACUGGAAUAAGGUUGAGGAAUGUGUCCAUAAAAUCUGCUCUUGUGGUUCCAGAUACAAGAGAGGGCGUGGAGGUGUCCUUAUCCAUUCACCCCGUGAACGAAUCGAACAAUUGGGAGUCUACCGUGUGGAAGUGGUUCCAGGUGUCCUCUUACAUCUCGGCCCAUGACGAUUGGAUAGAACAUUGUUCAGGCUAUUUUUCCGUCCAAUACGUAGCCUCUCCGGAUCCAAUCGACAAUGGCCGUGAGGCUGAAGCGGUUACCCAGGCUUGGAAAGAUGAAAUAGCACAAGGCGCACAGAGUUGCCAGACGCCGCUAGACAUUGGAAAGCUCUUCGACAACUUCGAGACUGUCGGCCUAAAAUACGGCCCUAUUUUUAAGAACUUAUCCGAUAUCACAGCCAACGACCAACAACCAGGUGUCAUAACGGCCACGGCUACCACCCCGGAAUUGGCGUCUACAAUGCCAAAGGGUUAUCUCCAGUCUCACACCAUUCAUCCUGUCACGUUAGACAGCAUGUUUGUUGCUGGGCUUGUGGCCAUCUGUGACCAUGGCGGCCAGACAGUUUUGAAGCGACCCAUGGUACCGACUUUCAUCAAAGACUCGUGGAUUUCCAUGGACAACAAUUCCCAAGCAGGAACCAAUUUUCGAUGUCACGGACAAGCGUCUCUAGAAGCGUACGAUUCCUAUAGUUUCGACAUCAAAUGUUCGGAUGGAUCCGACGAUCAGCCACGGGUCUCUCUCUCAGGUGUUCGCUUCACACCCUUGUCGGAUGAGGACGCUUCGCUAAGUGGCACACAACAACACGGCUACUCGAUGGACUGGACGCUUGAUAUCGAUAUGUUGGAGUCUCCAGAAUUCCACCAGGCUGUAUCAGUUGACCCGUCGGCGUCGUACGAGGAGCAGCAAAACUUAUUUGAAAAGCUGCAGCUCGCAUCGUCGCUUCUGAUUACCGAUGCCCUCAGCGAACUUAAAGGUACAGCUGUCAAUCCUCCUACAAGUCAUUUGCAAAAGUAUUACGAAUGGAUGCAUCGGAUUGCGGACAAUGUCCUAGCAAAUUCAGUGGUGAAUGCACCACUCGACUCAUGGAAAAAAUAUUCCGAGGAUCCAAACCUUAAAAAGGAGCUUUACAAGGAGGUCGAAAAGUUGAACAAGGAUGGGGAACUUAUGAUUCGAUUAGGUUCUCAGAUUCCGGCGAUUAUGCGGAAUGAAGUAGAUCCACUGUAUAUCAUGUUUGGUCAAGACGACAUCAUGACCUCCUAUUAUGAGGAGGUGUUGCAUGAGGGCGACGCCACGGAGAACGUCGAUGCAUAUUUAUCCCUCCUCGGCGAAAACUACAGCGAUCUUGAGAUUCUAGAGGUGGGUGCCGGAACCGGAAGCUUCGCUCGACUUCUUUUGAAUAUUCUCGCGCCAAGGGCUGAGCAGGGAAGCACAGAUAGCACAAAUACAGUUGCCCAGUACACCUUCACUGAUAUUUCCCCUAGCUUCUUUUCCAAGGCAAAGGAAAAUCUAAGCGAAUGGACAGACCUCCUUACAUUUGAGAAAUUAGAUAUUGAACGCGACCCAACAACCCAGGGCUUUACUGCCAAAAAAUACGACUUGGUCAUUGCGCACAACGUGCUGCAUGCUACACCAGACCUAGGGAAGUCUCUCGAAAAUACUCAACGUUUGUUGAAGCCAGGUGGCAAGAUCUUGGUCCAUGAAGUAGUCAGGCCUGACAUUGUGUGGCCUUCACUUAUAUUCGGUCUUCUCUCUGGCUGGUGGUUGUCCAAUGAACCCAAUCGCAAAUGGUGUCCUCUCAUCACACUUCCAGAAUGGAAUGACCUUCUUCGUCAGAAGGGAUUUUCGGGAGUUGAAAUUGAGAUCCCCAAUUCGCGAUAUCCUGAGUUUGUAAAGCUCAGCACAAUGAUUUCCUCAGCUGUCUCAGAUUCUUCCGACCAUAGCAGGCCAGGAACUGAUGUGGUGAUCCUUGCCCCUUCGUCCGAUGUUGAUCACGAUUUAAUUCACAAAUUAAAAGUUGAACUUGCGCAAAACGCUGGAGUUACGAGCUGCACUGUCAUGCAGCUUCAUGAGUUCAUGGGAAAAGAUAUAUCCAACGUUAUCUGCAUCUCUCUUUUAGAACUUGAAAUCCCCCUGCUGCUUGAAAUUUCUGAGGACGACUUCAAGAACCUACAGCAAUUAUUUUCAACAUGCAAAAGAUUAUUGUGGAUAACGGGAGAUCCGGCCGCCCAGCCGGCGUUCAACAUGAGCACCGGCAUGAUUCGCACACUUCGAUGGGAACACGAUGCGGAGAGCCCGAAUUUUGUUACCCUCGGACUCGGUGACUCCAGUUCUUCCCCUUCUAGAUCAGUCGUCGAUUUGGUGUUGAAGAUAUUCCAAUAUCAAUUCACCAGUGGACAGACGAAACAUCAAAACGCCGAGUAUAUUCUGCGGAAUGGGUUGAUUUACGUUAACCACAUCCUUAACCAUCCUAAGGCAACCGGUUUUUUGCGUUCGCAAUUUUCGACUCUCAGUCCCGAGAUGGUACCGUGGAAGAACAUAAGAUGUCCGGUCAAACUCCAGAACGGCACUCGGGGAGUGCUCAACAAACUGCAAUGGGUGACUGACACGUCCUCUACCUUGCCGCUAGGAGACUCAGACGUUGAAAUUGAUGUUCGCGCUGUAGGGCUCAACUUCGUUGACCUUUUAAGUAUAAUGGGCGAAGGGGUGGGUGAUGUUGUUGGGAGAGAGGCAGCCGGGAUCGUGACCAGGGUUGGGCCAUGUGUUAGGCGUUUGCAGGCCGGCGAUCGUGUGGUCUACCUCACCGAAUCGCCAAAAAAGGGGACAUUCCACAGCCACGGCAGAGUCAAUGAAUCGCUGGCUAUCAGAAUGCCGAACAAUAUGAGUUUCGAAGUUGCUGCAGGCCUUCCAGUUAUUUACGCUACUGUCAUCUACAGUCUGACAAAUGUAGGUAGACUUAUUGCCGGAGAAAAGAUUCUCAUUCACUCCGCAGCUGGUGGUGUUGGCCAGGCUGCCAUUCAAUACGCUCAGUACAUUGGGGCUGAGGUUUUCGCAACUGUCUCGACCAUUGAAAAGAUGGAGUUUCUCAAGAAGGAAUACAGCAUCCUUGAAGAUCACAUUUUCACAAGCCGAGACACCAGCUUUGCUCAAGGAAUCAUGAGAAUGACUAACAAUUCCGGUGUUGAUUUGGUUCUCAACUCGCUUUCUCAAGAGUCUCUUCGGCAAUCCUUUGAAUGUGUUGCGCCCUUUGGUCGAUUUAUUGAGAUUGGGAAAAAAGACUUGCAGGCCGGCGGAAAACUGGAUAUGACUCCCUUCCUUCAAAAUAUCUCGUUUACUGGAGUGGAUUUACUUACCCUUGCGGAGUCCAGACCAAAAGUUGUGCGAGAGCUUCUCAAAACGACCAUACGCCUGUGGGAAGACAAGAAAAUCAAGGGGGCCUAUCCACUAACAACCCUGGGUUACUCUGAACUUGAAGAUGGCCUUCGCAUGUUGCAGUCCGGCAAGAAUAUUGGCAAAAUAGUGUUCGCACCUAACGAAAAGGACAUUGUCCCCGUUAUCCCUGAGGUCAAAACUCCCUAUACAUUUGAGGCUAAUGCGUCUUAUAUACUCGCUGGGGGUCUUGGAGGGCUUGGGAGAAGCUUGGCGCGGUGGAUGGACUCACUCUUUGAAAACCUGUCGUAUGCGGAUUGGACAGCGGCAAUCAAACCAAAAGCUCAAGGCUCCCAGAAUCUCCAUGAUGUUUUGCCCAAAGACCUUGACUUUUUCGUCAUGCUCUCCUCGCUUGCUGGGGUUAUGGGAGGCCGCAGUCAGGCAAACUAUGCCGCAGGUAACACAUAUCAGGACGCUCUUGCCAAACAUCGCGUUUCGAACGGGCUACGAGCAGCAAGCUUCGACAUCGGAGGGGUGCUGUCCGUUGGUUUCGUUGCUGAAAAUCAACAGUAUGCUCGAAAUGCGACCAAGGCUAUGAUACCCAUUCGGGAAGACGAAGUUCACGCAGUCGUGGAAUAUCUAAUCGACCCACGACAUGAAAUGACCGAGAGUACAUGCCAGGUACUCUUCGGCCUAGCCACAAAGAAGUCAUCCCAAGAGCGUGGAAUCCCCCCGCCUGAAUGUUUCAACUACCCCUUAUUCACCAUAUUGCAGAAGACAAGUGGUUUCCAACAACAAGGGUCGGAAGCGACAGAUACCUAUCGUGUCGACGCUCUACUCGAGGCUGCAAGAAGCAGAGAGGAGGCAGCCGAAAUAGCACUGAACGGCAUUCUAAACAAACUCUCUUUACUUCUAAAUGUUCCUGCUGAUCAAAUCGACACGGGCAAGUCGACUGUUUCCAAUGGAGUUGAUUCACUGAUUGCAAUUGAAUUCCGGACCUGGCUAGCGAAAGAGGCCGGAACAGAGUUAUCGCUCAUUGAUGUUACAGUUGGUAGCAGCAUCAAUGAGUUGAGUCAGAAGGUCGCCUAUUUGAGCCGCUUCGUCCAGGGCAAUAUCUCUGAGCCCAAGUGAGAGCUGGGUCCAGGUGCCGGGGCCGGCGAAAGGAGGGAGAGAAAUCGCGUCAU
Molecule: messenger RNA, 8051 nt
Organism: Histoplasma capsulatum G186AR
Lineage: Eukaryota; Fungi; Ascomycota; Eurotiomycetes; Onygenales; Ajellomycetaceae
Product: iterative type I polyketide synthase
Exons: 7
Coding region: 1-7998 (2665 amino acids)
Biological process (GO): secondary metabolite biosynthetic process; fatty acid biosynthetic process
Molecular function (GO): fatty acid synthase activity; phosphopantetheine binding; 3-oxoacyl-[acyl-carrier-protein] synthase activity
Source: RefSeq, a predicted model, not a curated record